Phragmites australis (common reed) is the source of this 1686-nucleotide messenger RNA. Its product is annotated as aldehyde oxidase GLOX-like. Lineage: Eukaryota; Viridiplantae; Streptophyta; Magnoliopsida; Poales; Poaceae. The coding region runs from base 1 to 1686 and encodes 561 amino acids. The record is from RefSeq and is a predicted model, not a curated record. The transcript has a single exon.
AUGCCAAAGCCAAGACAACUCCUUCCCCUUCUCCUCCUUAUCACCAGCCUCAUCGACAAUGCCGGCGCCACCGCCAACCCAUGGCAGGAGCCCAUGCCCAACACGCAGCCCGCCGCGUUCCCCGGCGAGUGGCAGCUCCUCCACGCCAACAUCGGCGUCUCGGCGAUGCACAUGCAGCUGCUUCCGGGCGACUUCGUCCUCAUGUUUGACCGCACCGACACCGGCCCCUCCAACAUCUCCCUCGCCGCGCUGGCGCCGUGCGCGGCCACCGCCGACGGCGCCGACUGCACCGCGCACUCGGUGCUCCUUGACCUCCGCUCCAACGUGCUGCACCCGUACCCGCUCGCUACCAACCCGUGGUGCUCCUCGGGGGCCCUGCUCCCUAACGGCACGCUCCUCCAGACCGGCGGCUUCGCCAACGGCGACCGCGUCGCGCGCCUCUUCUCCCCGGCCACUGGGUGGACGGACCUCCCGUCGUUUCUGGCCGCCCGUCGGUGGUACGCCACAGACAUGAUCCUCCCCGACGGGCGGGUGAUAAUCCUCGGCGGCCGCCGGCAGUUCAACUUCGAGUUCUUCCCGCACGACGACGCGCCGGCUCUGACCUUCUUCCCGUUCCUGGACGAGACGACGGAGCUGGACAUCGAGAACAACCUGUACCCGUUCCUUCACCUCCUCCCCGACGGCACCGUCUUCGUCUUCGCCAACGACCGCGCCGUCGUCUUCGAACCCUACAACCGCGCCCCGCUCCGGCGCCUCCCCGCCGUCCCCGGCGGCGUGCCCAGGAACUACCCGUCCUCGGGGUCGUCCGUCCUCCUCCCACUCCGCCCAGACGCGCCGGCGCACGCCGAGGUGCUGGUAUGCGGCGGCGCGCCCCGUGGCGCGUACCACCUCGCGCUGCGCAACAACACGUUCGUCCCCGCCGAUCGGACCUGCGCCCGGAUCGCGCCGACGGACCCGGACCCGGUGUGGGCGAUCGAGGAGAUGCCGCUGGCCAGGGUGAUGGGCGACAUGGUGCUGCUCCCCACCGGCGACGUUCUGAUCGUGAACGGCGCGGCGGCCGGCACCGCCGGGUGGGAGCUCGGGCGGGAGCCCGUGACGCGGCCGGUGCUGUACACGCCAGACGCGCAGCUGGGCGCGCGGUUUGAGGUGCUGUCCGGGACAACGAUCCCGCGCAUGUACCACUCGGCCGCGACGCUGGACACGUACGGCCGCGUGCUCGUCGGCGGCAGCAACCCACACGUCGGGUACGUGUUCGCGAACGCGACGUACCCGACGGAGCUGAGCCUGGAGGCGUUCCUGCCUCCCUACAUGGACUCGCGGCUGGACGGGGCUCGGCCGCGGGUGCUGGCGGCGCCGGCUGAGGUCGGGUACGGCGAGGCGACGGCCGUGCGGUUCGAGGUGCCCGCCAGGGGCGACGUGGUGGCGGAGGGGCCGGCAGGGGAGGUGCGGGUGGCCGCGGUGGCGCCGGCGUUCGCGACGCACUCGUUCGGGAUGAACCAGCGGGUGGUGGAGCUCGCCGUGGGGAGGGUGGCGCAGCUGGGCAUCGGGGUGUACGAGGCUGAGGUCGCCGCGCCGCCCACGCCGGGGGUCGCGCCGCCGGGGUACUACCUGUGGUUCGUGGUGCGCGCCGGCGUGCCCAGCAGCGCGGCGUGGGUGCGCAUGCGGCCGCUCGGGCCAGCCACCUGA